CUGUUCCAGGAAGGUGUCACUAAGUAUGGCCUGCCAUCUCGCAUUCGUAUUGAUAAGGGUGGUGAAAAUGUUGAUGUUGCUAUGUAUCUCCUUAUGCAUCCACUCCGUGGCCCUGGAAGAAGUACAGUUAUUGUAGGGAGAGUGUGCACAAUCAAAGGAUUGAACGUAUGUGGAGAGAUGUGUAUGAAGGAGUUGUCUAUUUCUACCAUAGUCUGUUUUAUCACCUGGAAUCUAUUGGUAUGCUUGAUUCUAGCAAUGAACUCGACCUUUUCUGCCUCCACUUUGUUUGUAUUCCGCGUAUUAACUCUCACUUGACAUCCUGGCAAAAGGCAUGGAUUAAACAUCCCAUGAGAUCUGAGCACAACCUUACUCCAGAGCAGCUGUGGACAAUGGGUUUGCAAAGAAUUGCCACUUCUAAUAAUCACAUUGCAAGUGAAGUCUUUGAGGAUGGAGAUCAGCAAUUUGGUAUUGACUGGGGAGGACCUGUGUCUCAUGAAGACACUUAUGAAGUGGUUCACGUGCCUGAGACGGCUACUCCUCUUAGCAUUACUGAUAUAGAAGAACUUCAAGCAACUGUUUCACCUCUGGAACCAAGUAUACAUUAUGGUAUAGAUUUGUAUGAAAGCGCAUUACUAUUUGUAUCUCAGGAAGUUGGUUGUGUAGUUUAG
This is a messenger RNA of Corticium candelabrum, 668 nucleotides long. RefSeq lists its product as uncharacterized. NCBI's taxonomy places the organism in Eukaryota, Metazoa, Porifera, Homoscleromorpha, Homosclerophorida, Plakinidae. The record is from RefSeq and is a predicted model, not a curated record. The transcript is spliced from 2 exons. Bases 168 to 668 code for a protein of 166 amino acids.